Molecule: messenger RNA, 3278 nt
Organism: Linum tenue
Lineage: Eukaryota; Viridiplantae; Streptophyta; Magnoliopsida; Malpighiales; Linaceae
Source: the annotation of a GenBank genome assembly
AGAGAGAGAGAGAGAGAUGAAAACGCCAAAACAGUAGUACAAGACGCAGAUUCUCCUCUUUGGGCAGCCAAACAAGAACGAAUAAGCGAAGAAAACCAGAGGCAGGGGAGAUGGUAAAUCAAUAAUUCCGCCCGCCGCUUCGUAACCUUUGCUCCCUCUCUCUGUUUCUGUUUGCUUCUUCCUCCUCCCCACUGACCCACAAACCCGAAGCUUCUUCCACUUUGGAAUUUCCUCCUGUCCCUUCUUAUCCUUCCUAUUAUACGAUACUAAUUUAAUAUAAAGGACAGGUAAGGGCGAGGUAUCGCCCCAAAAAAAAAAAAAAAAUCCGCCUUUCCUCGUUGUAUGAAAAUGUUGCCCUUGCCGCUUCUCUUGUUUUUCUCGGCGUUCACCAGGAGUUUGUCUCUCUGACCCAGAUUAUAGCCCUUCAAGCUUCAAAUUUUUUUUUGUUUUUCCCCUUGAUCAAGGUCAAUUAUGGCUGUCGUUGUCGGUUCCGGUGGGUCCGCAGGCGGGCCUGCCGCUGCCGGCGGCGGCGGUGGUGGAGGGAAUGGUGGGUCGGCGGCGGGGAGCUGCUGUGAUAUGAGUUUGAAGUGUUGGUGUAAAUGGAGGUGGGACCACCACCACCACCACAGGUUUCUUUCGGGUUUCUCAUCUGGGUUCCUCUUCAUGCUGGGCUGCUUGAUUGUCUACGGCUUGAUUGGGGUGAUCUAUGGCUGGCUCUUCUUCAAUAACCCUUAUUAUGGUCGUAAUGGUGUGGUGGGUUUGAACUCUUUUGGUUGCCUGGAAGAUGGUGAAGGUUCUUGGUCAGUUGGGGUCUUCUAUGGCGAGACCCCUUUCUCCCUCAAGCCAAUUGAAACUGCCAACUUGUGGAAAAAUGAGAGCAAGGCAUGGCCAGUAGCUAACCCAGUUGUCACCUGUGCCUCGGUCUCAGAUGCUGGCUUCCCCAGUAACUUUGUUGCUGAUCCAUUUCUCUAUGUGCAGGGAGAUACACUUUUUCUUUUCUAUGAAACAAAGAAUCCACUUACCAUGCAAGGAGAUAUUGGAGUUGCAAAAAGUACUGAUAAGGGGGCAACAUGGCAACAGUUGGGAAUUGCCUUGGACGAGGAUUGGCACCUCUCAUUUCCUUAUGUGUUUGAUUAUCAUGGGCAAGUAUAUAUGAUACCGGAGAGCAGCAUGAAGGGAGAACUUCGUCUCUAUCGAGCACUUGAAUUUCCAUUGCAGUGGACAUUGGAGAAGAUCCUCAUAAAAAAGUCUUUAGUUGAUUCUGCCGUCAUUAAUUAUGAAGGACAGUAUUGGAUUUUUGCAUCUGAUCACAGUGGUUUUGGGACAGAGAAGAAUGGACAACUGGAAAUCUGGCACAGUAACUCGCCUCUGGGUCCUUGGAAACCACACAAGAAGAACCCCAUAUAUAACAUCGACAACAGUAUGGGGGCAAGAAAUGGCGGCAGACCAUUUGUGUAUGAUGGAAACCUCUAUCGCGUUGGUCAAGAUUGUGGUGAAACGUAUGGGCGACGAGUACGGGCCUUCAAGGUGGAAAUUCUUAGCAAGGAUGAUUAUAAAGAAGUUGAGGUGCCCUUGGGCUUUGAGGAGCCCACAAAGGGGCGGAAUGCUUGGAAUGGUGCUCGACACCAUCACCUUGAUGUCCAGCAGCUCAGCUCUGGGGAAUGGAUUGGGGUUAUGGAUGGAGAUAGGGUACCAUCUGGAGACCCGAGGCGUCGUUUUAUGGUUGGCUGUGCCUCGCUUGCAGCCGCUGCUGCAGUUGUCAUUGUAUUAGGCCUGCUGCUUGGAGCAGUUAAAUGUAUCAUUCCACUCAACUGGUGUGCUCACUAUUCAUGGAAGAGAAGCGAUGCUCUUUUGGUCUGGGAAAGGUCAAAUUUGUUCUCAUCAAAGGUAAGGCGGUUUUGUAGUCGUGUCAACAGAGUACCUACCUCAAUUCGAGGUAAGGUAAAGUACAAUACUUGGGCGGGAAGAUUGGUUCUGGCUGUGUUAUUUGUAGCUGGUGUUGCAUUAAUGUGCACAGGUGUUAAGAACGUCUAUGGUGGUAAUGGAGCUGAAGAAGCCUAUCCUUUAAAUGGUUACUAUUCUCAAUUCACUUUACUAACCAUGACAUACGAUGCUCGGCUAUGGAACUUGAAGAUGUAUGUGAAGCAUUACUCGAGGUGUUCUUCAGUGAAGGAGAUUGUUGUGGUGUGGAACAAAGGGAUCCCUCCAAAGGAAAGCGACCUGGACUCUGCAGUGCCUGUUAGGAUCAGGGUAGAGAAAGAGAACUCACUGAACAACCGCUUCAAGAAGGAUAAAAUGAUCACAACGCGAGGCGUGCUUGAGCUUGACGACGAUAUUAUGAUGACGUGUGACGAUGUGGAACGUGGUUUCAAUGUCUGGCGCCAGCAUCCCGAUCGAAUCGUCGGUUUCUAUCCCCGUCUCAUCAGUGGGAAUCCUCUCAAGUACCGGGCUGAAAAAUAUGCGAGGAGUCGCAAAGGUUACAACAUGAUACUUACCGGGGCAGCCUUUGUCGAUAGCACGAUAGCUUUCGGAAGGUACUGGGGUGAGCAGGCCAAGGUAGGGAGGGAGCUGGUGGACAGGUAUUUCAACUGUGAGGAUGUGCUGUUGAAUUACUUGUAUGCCAAUGCAAGCUCGGCAAAGACUGUUGAGUAUGUGAGACCGGCAUGGGCGAUAGAUACAUCGAAGUUCUCUGGCGCCGCAAUCAGCAAGAACACACAGGUUCACUAUGGGAUUAGGAGUAGAUGCCUCAUGAGGUUUACCCAGAUGUAUGGGAGUUUAUCAGAUCGCAAGUGGGAAUUUGAUGGGAGGAAAGAUGGUUGGGAUUUGUAGCCAACAACUAGUAGUAGUAGUACUCUUGACAGCCUGCCUUUGGUAAAUUCUUGGUAAAUUGCAGUUUCUAGAGCUGUUCAUCCCCAUCUGGUGAAGAUUUCUCGUCUGAGGGGUGGAUUUUAGCAUCAACAUGGGUAGAUUUCGCAACUUGUACAUUGGUUUUCUCACCAUACCUUUUUUUCUUGAGAGUUAAUGUAGAAUGUAGCGUCUUCUUCUUGGUUUUGACCCUUUUUCAGAAAGCUGAAUGUGUAAAGUAGAGAUACAUAGUCGUCAAUAUGUUCUUUGCAGUUUUGUUUCAGAAAGUUCUCCCUCUCCAAUCUCUACCUGAUUGUCUUUGAUCCAUACCCAAUCUAUACUGAGAGUCUCUGUAUCGACUGGGUAUGAUAAAAUUCGAGGGGGAAAUGAUGUCGAUUGGGAUGGAUAUGAUUUUAGGUUUAGAAUUGUCAUUG